AUGACCUUUAUAAGGAAUCCCAAAAAGUUCUUUUACAAGUCAGAAAAGACAGUUGUUCCAGCCAUUGCCAAACCUGAGUAUGGAAAGCAUGGCAUAGCGUAUACUAGCAAACUUGCUGUUCAUUACGUAGCGUCUGGUACUCCUGGCAAGCCUUUAAUUCUUUUCAUACACGGCUUUCCAGAGUUUUGGUUUUCAUGGCGUGCUCAACUUAAAGAAUUUGGUAACGAUUAUUAUGCUGUUGCAAUGGAUAACAGAGGAUAUGGUGAUACCACUAUCCCUAGCUUAAAAUCUAAAGAUUAUUGUAUUGAUCUACUUGCUCAAGACGUUAAAGAAGUG
Messenger RNA from Trichoplax adhaerens, 336 nucleotides. RefSeq lists its product as uncharacterized. The annotation marks the transcript as partial. Gene Ontology annotation, molecular function: hydrolase activity. Lineage: Eukaryota; Metazoa; Placozoa; Uniplacotomia; Trichoplacea; Trichoplacidae. The transcript is spliced from 5 exons. The record is from RefSeq and is a predicted model, not a curated record.